AUGAACUUAGCUUUAAUAUAUUCUUAAAUUUAAGCAUUAUCUCUAAUAAUCUUACCUAUAACUAGUCUUCUAGUUAUUAUUACGUUUAUUUUACAAAUUUAUACCCUUUUAACAAAUAGAAGUCUAAAGUAAUAGAAUCCUGUAAAGUUUUCAAGAUAAAAUAGUGAUUAAGUAGAAUUAGAUUUUGAUAUAUAGCCGUAAUAAUAUCUUAAGUUAUAAAUGAUAGGUUGUUAAACAAAAAUAAUGAUGAUGUAAAAUAGCAAGAAAUAUAAUAAAAUCCUAAAAACGAUAUAGAUAAUGUACUAAAAAAUAUUGGAAGAUUAUUGAUGAUAGAAUAAAUAUGCGAUAUAAAAGUAAAUUAUUUUAUAUUAGAUUAAGAUUUCAGUUUAAAAAUAUGAUGAUUAAUACCAAGAAGACUUCAAAAAAUUUGAAUAAAAUUUUAAAGAUUUCUUUAGAAAUGAUCAAGAGAAAUAAUAAAAAGUAAGAGAAAUCCUUUAACAACUAUAUGAAAAUACUAAUUAAAAAAGAUAAGUGUAAGAAGAAUAUAAAAGUUAUGUCAGACCAAUUUAAGAUGAAAAGAGCUUAAAAAAGAACUAUAGUUUAUAAUUGUAAGAAAGCAAAACAUUAUCAUAAUAUUGUAAUGCAUUUAGAGAAGUUAGAGGAGAUGGGAACUGUUUUUAUACAGCUUUUGGAUAUUAAUUCUUAUAAAUUUUAUUGUUUCAUUAUUCUUUUCAAUAAUUUUUUGAAUUCAUAAAGAAAAUAAAAAAUAUUGAGUUAUCUAUGAAAAUAUUUGUUUAGGAUAUAAAUUUUAAGAUUGAUGAUAAAGAAAUAUAAAAAAUAUUAUUACAAGAAUUUGUUAACAGAUUAAUUUAAUUAAAAUCGAUUAAAGAUAUAAAUUUAAGAUAGGAAUCUUUUUUUAAAUAGUUUGCUGCCUACUAAUACGAAUCUGAUGAUGUUGAUGGUUGUUUUUAUGGAUUAUCAACUAUAUUCUUUAGAAAUUAUUCAGAUUAUAUUAUUAAUUAAAGUGAAAUGAAAGAAACAAUUUAUGAUAGAGAAAAACUAUUACAAUGGGAAUAAGAGUGUGAUAAUAAUGAAACUGUUAUUUCAGAAUUAGCUAAAAGUUUAAAUGUGUAAAUAAUUUAUUUUAAUUUAUUUUCAGAUUUGUGGAAUUAAUAUUUUUUGGUAAAGAUUCAUUAUCGAUUCGUUAAUAAAGAAAAUUAGAAAAUUAUAUUAUUAAUAAAACCUGGCCAUUAUAAUAUUGGUAUUUUGAGAUAAAAAACAUAAAGUGA
This is a messenger RNA of Paramecium sonneborni, 1289 nucleotides long. NCBI's taxonomy places the organism in Eukaryota, Ciliophora, Oligohymenophorea, Peniculida, Parameciidae. The record is from the annotation of a GenBank genome assembly.